UGCGCCGCCGGCUCCCCGCUCCGCGCUCCGGCUCCCCAGAGCCAGUCCGCGCCGGCGAGCAGCAGGAUGUUCGCGGCGCCGCGCCCCGGGCGCUGAGACCGAGCCCGCGAGACCGUGGCAUUCCUUUCUUUUAGGGCUUUUUGGCUGUUGGCUACACUGAUGUGACGACCCCCACCCCCCCUUUUUUUUUUUUUUUUGGAACGAUGGGGAUCUUUUUGGCGUAUGUUGGAUUUGUUUUCUUUUCCGUUUUAUAUGUACAGCAAGGGCUUUCUUCUCAAGCAAAAUUUACCGAGUUUCCGCGGAACGUGACGGCAACCGAGGGGCAGAAUGUGGAGAUGUCCUGCGCUUUCCAGAGCGGCUCCGCCUCGGUGUACCUGGAGAUCCAGUGGUGGUUCCUGCGGGGGCCGGAGGACCUGGACCCCGGGGCCGAAGUGGCCGGGGCACAGACGGAGCUGCUGCCAUACCGGGACCCGGACGGCGACGGGACCAAGAUCAGCACAGUGAAAGUCCAAGGCAAUGACAUCUCUCACAAGCUUCAGAUUUCCAAAGUGAGGAAAAAGGAUGAAGGCUUAUAUGAAUGCAGGGUGACCGACGCCAAUUACGGAGAGCUUCAGGAACACAAAGCCCAGGCCUACCUAAAAGUCAAUGCCAACAGCCACGCUCGGAGGAUGCAGGCCUUCGAGGCCUCGCCCAUGUGGCUGCAGGACGUGAAGCCUCGCAAGAACGUCUCGGCGGCUGCUCCCGGCAGCAUGCACAGCUCUGCCAACCAGCGAGUGCUCUCCACUUCCAGCCCUCAAGCGGUAGCCAAAAUCCCCAAACAAAGUCCACAAUCAGCAAAGAGCAAAUCGCCUGUAAAAUCUACGGAGCGGACAGCAAAGUUGACCCUAAACUCCAAGCACCACUCUGCACCCACUGUACUCUAAUUACCUACACAAGGAGCACCUGCUUUCGGAAACAAACGAAGAG
This is a messenger RNA of Physeter macrocephalus (sperm whale), 966 nucleotides long. It is a transcript of the gene VSTM2A, whose product is annotated as V-set and transmembrane domain containing 2A. Bases 204 to 923 code for a protein of 239 amino acids. Lineage: Eukaryota; Metazoa; Chordata; Mammalia; Artiodactyla; Physeteridae. Gene Ontology annotation, cellular component: membrane. The transcript is spliced from 5 exons. The record is from RefSeq and is a predicted model, not a curated record.